AUGUCAGAAUGCUCUUCUUCAGUUGCAGACCGAGCGUCGGGGCACCUCAAUCUGACCAAGUGGUACCGGCGACUCGGUACUUUUCCCCUUUCUCCCAAUGAAGUGGGCAAAUUGUCUAAUUCAGAGCAGACGAUUAAGAGUUCCUCUCGUCUGCACCACCAGACCCAGCCGACAGGCCCCAUUCAAGUGAUGCCAACACCUUUGACCCUGACUACCAGCCAGAGGGCGUGUCUCUCCGGUUCCGAGGCCGAUUUGCAGACCCGGGGCGGCCUCGAACCACGGGACAGUGAAUGCCUCUCUUGCCCCUAG
Messenger RNA from Protopolystoma xenopodis, 309 nucleotides. The record is from the annotation of a GenBank genome assembly. Lineage: Eukaryota; Metazoa; Platyhelminthes; Monogenea; Polystomatidea; Polystomatidae.